GCUCGAAUUCGAAUGGUCGGACACUGCGGGAGCUGUCGAUGAUGAACACCAGUGGAGGCGAUGAGCAGAGAUUGUGAGGACGAAUCGAUACUCUUUCUCUCUCCAGCGGGGGAUCCCACUCACCUGAUCCGGGCUGAGAGCACUGAAACCCGGCAGGAGAUCCGCGUGGAGUCGGGGCGAGGAACUGAUGGCAGCAACAGCAGGAGCACCUUUCCACAGGAGGGUUCGUGGCACAGGUCUGGCAAUGUGACCAGGGACAUUAUCCGUCACUAUCUCCAGCAUCGGGCUGACCAGACUGUACUCAUACUACACGCUAAGGUGGCUCAGAAAUCAUACGGGAAUGAAAAGAGGUUUUUCUGCCCACCGCCAUGUGUGUACUUGACAGGACCUGGAUGGGGAGUGAAGCAGGAGCAGCUGAGAGUGAAUGGGCUGAGUGAAUCAAGCUACAAACUUGGGGGGUAUAUGGGGCUGGACAGUGCGGGCAACAGCCAGGGAGACGCACUGAAAAUCAACUUUGAAGAACGGCCAGACUCCACAAGAUUCGGCUGUGCCAAAGCUCUCUACAUAUCCGAUGUUGACAAACGAAAACACUUUCAGAUCGUCUUGAAACUCUUGCUUGGGAACGGGCAGGAGGUGGGGACCUUUUACAGUAAACUGAUUAAAGUCAUCUCGAAACCUUCCCAGAAGAAGCAAUCCAUAAAGAAUGCCGACUUGUGUAUCUCCUCGGGUUCGAAGGUGGCACUGUUUAAUCGCCUGCGCUCUCAGACAGUCAGCACCAGGUACCUGUUUGUGGAUGGAGACGUGUUUGUGGCCAGUGCCAGGCAGUGGGCAGCAUUCACACUGCACCUGGUGGAUGAAAGAUCCCAGAAGGGUGAAUUCCGACCUCAGGAAAGCUACAUCCGGUACGGCUCAGCCGUCCAGCUCAUCUGUACCGUUUCCGGAGUCUCACUGCCAACCAUGGUCAUUCGGAAGGUGAACAAGCAGUACGCGGUGCUUGAUGUGGACGAGCCUGUCUCCCAGCUACACAAAUGCGCCUUCCACAUCAAGGACACCCAGGGCAUGUACCUGUGUCUCUCCAACGAGAGGAUCGUGCAGUUCCAGGCGACCCCCUGCUCGAAGGAAGCCAACAAGGAGAUGCUAAGUGACGGAGCUUGCUGGACUAUCAUUGGUACGGAGACAGUGGAGUACACAUUCAGUGAGAGCCUGACCCAGACUCACAAUCCCGUCACCCCCAUCCCCAUCAUCAGCAGCCUCGAGUUGAAUGGAGGAGGAGAUGUGGCCAUGCUGGACAUACAAGGUGAAAACUUCAACCCCCACCUGAAGGCCUGGCUUGGUGAUGUCGAGGCAGAAACAAUGUACAGGAAUCCCAAGUCGAUGGUGUGUGUGGUUCCGGAUGUGUGUGCGUACAGUCACCAGUGGAGGUGGCUCCGUUGCCCCAUCACUGUCCCUCUCUUCCUGAUGAGGAGUGAUGGCAUCAUCUUCUGCAGCCCCUUCUCCUUCACCUACACACCCGAGCAGAGCUCCUGCCCCCAGCAGAGGGCCGUGCGGGAGAUCCCUCAGGAUUCCGACAGCUUCCUCAACACAAUCCAUCAGGAAUUCACUCGAUCCAACUUCCACCUCUUCAUGCAGAGCUAG
Messenger RNA from Callorhinchus milii (elephant shark), 1635 nucleotides. It is a transcript of the gene rbpjl, whose product is annotated as recombination signal binding protein for immunoglobulin kappa J region-like. Gene Ontology annotation, biological process: regulation of transcription by RNA polymerase II. Gene Ontology annotation, molecular function: DNA-binding transcription activator activity, RNA polymerase II-specific; RNA polymerase II cis-regulatory region sequence-specific DNA binding. Bases 61 to 1635 code for a protein of 524 amino acids. Gene Ontology annotation, cellular component: nucleus. Lineage: Eukaryota; Metazoa; Chordata; Chondrichthyes; Chimaeriformes; Callorhinchidae. The record is from RefSeq and is a predicted model, not a curated record. The transcript has 12 exons.